GGCGGCCGGUCCCGCUGGUCCAUGGUGUGGUCCGCGAGUGGGGUUAUCAUUCGUAAAUUACAGGUGAUCUGCCUGGAAUAAGCGCUUAGUUUUAAACAGGGGUGUUGUUGUCGCUCGUGUCUGUGAAGCGGUGGUGGUCUUGCACUCACUUGGAUUAAGUAUUGGCCUGGAAGCGUGUGGUGUCUAUCGAGGCGCCCGGCGAAGGUGGCAGGUUGUAGUUCUGCGGGUACUACUCUGAACCCACAAGAUGAUGCGACUGUUAGGCCUUUACGGGGUUAUUCCCAAAGGUGCAAGGACCUUCUCGACAUCAAGGAGCUGUGAGAAGCUUCGUGUGGCCAUUAUCGGCCAGAGCACGUUCGCCGGCGAGGUGUACAAGCUGCUGCGGAAGGAUGGCCACACGGUGGUGGGCGUGUUCACCGUGCCCGACCAGGGCUCCCGGGAGGACCCGGUCGCGACCACGGCCGCCGCCGACGGCGUCCCUGUGUUCAAGUUCAAGUCGUGGCGGAAGAAGGGCGUGGCGCUACCCGAGGUGCUGGAGAAGUACAACUCGGUGAACGCCGAGCUGAACGUGCUGCCCUUCUGCAGCCAGUUCAUCCCGAUGGAGGUGAUCAACGCGCCGCGCCACCAGAGCAUCUGCUACCACCCGUCGCUGCUCCCGCGCCAUCGCGGCGCCAGCUCCAUCAACUGGACUCUGAUGUGCGGCGACAAGAAGGCCGGCUUCUCGAUCUUCUGGGCGGAUGACGGCCUCGACACGGGCCCCAUCCUGUCGCAGAAGGCCUGCGACGUCGACCCGGACGACACCGUCGACACGCUCUACAACAAGUUCAUGUACCCCGAGGGUAUCAAGGCCAUGGCGGACGCGGUGAACCGCGUGUCGGCGGGCACGGCGCCGCGCGAGACGCAGCCAGAGGAGGGCGCCACCUAUGAUCCAUUCCUCAACAAGAAGGAGCUGGUGCGGCUGGAGCUGGAACGGCCCGCCGAGGAGAUCCACAACUUUAUCCGCGGCCUGGACAGCUCGCCAGGUGCGUGGAUCGUGAUGGAUGGGCAGGAGACCAAGCUGUACGGAUCGAAGCGGUUCUCGGGCGCGCGGCCCGACGGCACCGAGGUGGCCAUCGAGGGCUGCGACCGCCCGGGCGUCAUCUGCUCCCAUGGCCUGAUCCUCACCGGAUCCGACGGAAAGAUGGUGUCGGUGGCGCGGCUCUCUGUGGCAGGCAAGAUGGUGCAGGCGGCCCGGUACGGCCAGGCGGAGGAGGCGCGUGAGCGGUUGGAGCUGACCGCCGAGGAGCAGGCCCUCUCGGACGCGCUCCGGCGCACCUGGGCCGACAUCCUUAAGAUCGAGGUGGCUGACGAGACCGACUUCUUCGCCGCCGGCGCCGGCAGCAUGGACGUUGUCAGGCUGCUGGAAGAUGUGAAGCAGAGGAGUGGGAUUGAGCUGCAGAACGAGGACGUGUUCAUGGCCUCCAAGUUCGACGACUUUGUCCAGACGGUGGUCUUCGUGUCUCGCGGCGGCAGCCUUAAACCAGAGUUCACUUACGACGCCAUCAAGAUGCACGUCAACAACAUGGAUAUUUCCUUCCCCCAUCAGGUGUUCAUCAAUAACGAGUUCUCCGAGAGCACCACCGGCCGUCAGAUCACGUCCAUCAACCCGGCCGACGAGAAGCCCAUCUGCGACGUGGCGCGGUCGUCUCCGGCGGACGUGGACCGCGCUGUGAAGGCGGCUCACGUGGCGUUCACCGAGGGCGAAUGGGGCAAGAUGAACGCUCGUGACCGGGGCGCGCUCAUGUACAAACUGGCCGACCUCAUGGACCAGCACAAGGAGGAGCUGGCCACCAUCGAGACGAUCGACUCGGGCGCCGUCUACACGCUGGCGCUCAAGACGCACGUGGGCAUGUCGAUCGACACGUGGCGCUACUUCGCCGGCUGGUGCGACAAGAUCCAGGGCAAGACCAUCCCCAUCAACAACGCCCGGCCCAACCACAACCUCACCAUCACCAAGCGCGAGCCGAUCGGCGUGUGCGGUCUAGUGACGCCGUGGAACUACCCACUGAUGAUGCUGUCCUGGAAGAUGGCCGCCUGCCUGGCGGCCGGCAACACGGUGGUGAUCAAGCCGGCCCAGGUGUCGCCACUGACGGCGCUCAAGUUCGCGGAGCUGGCCGUCCACGCCGGCUUUCCGCCCGGCGUCAUCAACGUUGUGCCCGGCUCAGGCGGCGAGUGCGGCCAGGCGAUCGCCGACCACCCGCUGGUGCGCAAACUGGGCUUCACCGGCUCCACCGAGAUUGGCAAGGUCAUCAUGAAGUCGUGCGCCGAGUCCAACCUGAAGAAGGCCUCGCUCGAACUGGGUGGCAAGUCACCGCUGGUCAUCUUCGCCGACGCCGACCUGGACAAGGCCGUCCGCAUGGGCAUGAGCAGUGUGUUCUUCAACAAGGGCGAGAACUGCAUCGCCGCGGGCCGCCUGUUCGUCGAGGAGUCCAUCUACGACGAGUACCUGCGCCGCAUUAUCGAGGAGAUCGGGAAAAUGACCAUCGGCGACCCGCUGGACCGGUCCACGCAGCAUGGGCCGCAGAACCACCGCGCCCACCUCGACAAGCUGCUGGAGUACGUGCAGACGGGCGUGGCCGAGGGUGCCCGGCUGGUGGUCGGAGGUAAGCAGGUGGACAGGCCCGGCCUGUACAUGGAACCCACCGUCUUGGCCGACGUCGAGGACCACAUGUUCGUGGCCAAGGAGGAGUCCUUUGGCCCCAUCAUGGUCCUCUCCAAGUUCGCUGAGGGGGACGUGGAGGGUGUGGUGCGUCGGGCUAAUGAUACCGAGUACGGCCUGGCGUCCGGUGUCUUCACGCGGGACAUCAACAAGGCGCUGUACGUGUCGGACCGGCUGGACGCCGGCACCUGCUUCGUCAACACCUACAACAAGACGGACGUGGCCGCCCCCUUCGGCGGCUUCAAGCAGUCCGGCUUCGGCAAGGACCUCGGCGAGGAGGCUCUCCAGGAAUAUCUCAAGACCAAGACCAUCACGUUCGAGUACUAAUCGCCUGCCCAUGGGGCGGCGCUGCCACCGCAGCCGGGGCUGGGCGGGAUCCCUCCCCUCCCCCGGACUGCUUAGGUCACAACGAGACGUCUCCCUGGUGUCUGCUGCUGUGCUGGGGAGCUGCGCCCGGCUCCCAGGGUGUUACGGGAAAGAUUGAGGGUGUAUCGAGGCGAGGGGAAGGCGGACGCGGCACCUCCAUGGGUGCUCAGCGACGAGCG
Molecule: messenger RNA, 3243 nt
Organism: Pollicipes pollicipes
Lineage: Eukaryota; Metazoa; Arthropoda; Thecostraca; Pollicipedomorpha; Pollicipedidae
Product: cytosolic 10-formyltetrahydrofolate dehydrogenase
Exons: 18
Coding region: 248-3025 (925 amino acids)
Biological process (GO): one-carbon metabolic process; 10-formyltetrahydrofolate catabolic process; biosynthetic process
Cellular component (GO): cytoplasm
Molecular function (GO): formyltetrahydrofolate dehydrogenase activity; oxidoreductase activity, acting on the aldehyde or oxo group of donors, NAD or NADP as acceptor
Source: RefSeq, a predicted model, not a curated record